This is a messenger RNA of Malania oleifera, 2225 nucleotides long. Its product is annotated as laccase-10-like. Gene Ontology annotation, biological process: lignin catabolic process. Bases 126 to 1874 code for a protein of 582 amino acids. Gene Ontology annotation, cellular component: apoplast. Gene Ontology annotation, molecular function: copper ion binding; hydroquinone:oxygen oxidoreductase activity. NCBI's taxonomy places the organism in Eukaryota, Viridiplantae, Streptophyta, Magnoliopsida, Santalales, Ximeniaceae. The record is from RefSeq and is a predicted model, not a curated record. The transcript has 6 exons.
AUAUAAUUAGCCUCAUUGUGCCUCUCAUUUAGCUCUCCCCGCACCUCUAUUAUAUACCUGCUCUGUUCGUGUGUUUGCGUGCGUGUGUGCGUGUGAGAGAGAGAGAGAGAGAGAGAGAGAGAGAGAUGGGUUCUUUUCUUCCUGCCUCAGCUGCUGGAAUGGCAGCUCUGCUCGUCAGUUUUUGUGCCAAUGUCCUAUUACUGCCAGAGUUCGUCGUCACUACAAAUGCAAGCGUCACCAGAAGCUACACAUUCAACAUUAAGUUACAGAACGUGACGAGAUUGUGCCAGACAAAGAGCAUAAUAACCGUGAACGGCCGUUUCCCUGGGCCGCCGGUGGUGGCGAGAGAGGGCGACCGCCUCGUCAUUAAGGUGGUUAAUCAUGUUCCCAACAAUGUAUCCAUUCACUGGCAUGGGAUUCGGCAGCUUCAAACCGGUUGGUUCGACGGACCGGCUUACGUAACCCAGUGCCCGAUACAGACGGGUCAGGCCUACACCUACAACUUUACAGUACGCGGACAGAGGGGAACUCUCCUUUGGCAUGCCCAUAUCUCCUGGCUCAGAGCAACUCUGUAUGGACCCAUCAUCAUCCUCCCCAAGCGCAACGAUUCUUACCCCUUCCAGAAGCCUUACAAGGAAGUCCCCAUCAUUUUUGGGGAGUGGUGGAACGUAGAUCCAGAGGCAGUAAUAAGCCAGGCGCUGCAGACGGGUGCAGGUCCAAAUGUUUCGGAUGCGUACACCAUUAAUGGUCUUCCCGGACCUUUGUACAAUUGUUCUUCUAAAGAUACGUUCAGGCUGAAGGUCAAGCCCGGGAAGACGUACCUACUGCGCCUGAUCAACGCUGCAAUCAAUGACCAGCUCUUCUUCAGCAUCGCCAACCACACCUUCACCGUGGUCGAGGCCGACGCCAUUUACCUCAAACCCUUCCACACCGACGUCCUCCUCAUCACCCCCGGCCAAACAACCAACAUUCUUCUCCAAACCAAACCCUACGUCCCCAACGCCACCUUCCUCAUGACCGCCCGCCCUUACUUCACCGGCCUCGGCACCAUCGACAACUCCACCACCGCCGCCAUCCUCCACUACAACAGCCCCUCCCAGCACCACAACACCAAACUUCCCCUCCUCAAACCUACCCUCCCCCCCAUCAAUGCCACCGCCGCCUUCGUCGCAAAUUUCACCAGAAAAUUUCGCAGCUUGGCCUCCGCCAAGUUCCCGGCGAACGUGCCCCGAACGGUGGACAAGAAAUUUUUCUUCACGGUGGGCCUCGGGUCGAGCCCCUGCCCGGCGAACUCCACUUGUCAAGGACCCAACGGCACGAAGUUUGCCGCCGCGGUGAACAACGUGUCCUUCGCGCUCCCGUCCACGGCGCUUCUGCAGGCUCACUUCUUUGGCCAGUCCAACGGCGUUUACACGGCUGAUUUUCCGGUUAACCCGCCAGUGGCUUUCAACUACACGGGAACGCCGCCGAAUAAUACGUUCGUGACCAACGGGACGCGGGCCGUGGUGCUGCAAUUUAACACGAGUGUGGAGCUUGUGUUGCAGGACACGAGCAUUCUUGGGGCGGAGAACCAUCCUCUGCACCUUCACGGAUUUAAUUUCUUUGUUGUUGGGGAAGGGUUGGGCAACUAUGAUCCGAGUAAGGACUCUGCCAACUUCAACCUAGUGGAUCCAAUGGAGAGGAAUACCUUCGGCGUGCCGGCCGGUGGGUGGGUUGCAAUUCGCUUCCUGGCGGACAAUCCAGGCGUGUGGCUCAUGCACUGCCACUUCGAUGUCCACACAAGCUGGGGCUUGCGGAUGGCGUGGAUUGUUCUGGAUGGCCCCCAGCCCAAUCAAAAGCUGCCGCCACCGCCGUCCGAUCUUCCCCAAUGCUGACUUUGACUGUCAAGUCCGAUCAUUGGCGUCGCAAUUUUUUUUUCUGAGUGCCUGUAUUAUCUUAAAUAUAAUUUCUUCUCUCUCUUAACUUAUACAACUUUAAAAUUCUUUAAUUUGCUGGCCAGGUGCAUUGUGUGUGUGUGUGUGUGUGAGAGAGAGAGAGAGAAAGAGAGAGAGAGAGAGAGAGAGAGAGAAAAGGGGGGGGGGGGAACAUGGAAGCUACAGAUUGACUUCAACUGUUGAUGAGAUGGUUGAAUGACUUUCACCUACCUAUUGAUAUUCUACAGCUACCAAUUUCAAACCUUCCAAUUUAGAUUUAUAUGAAUUCAAAUAGAGCAUUAUAAAUUCAAA